AUGCGCGGUUACCCGGUUUAUGCAAUGGGUUCCGAAGAUCCAGUUUGGUCUCGAAACGAAGGAAUGUCACGUGGCGUAUCACAUCAUUCAAUGGCAAAUCCAUAUGGAACUACACCAAUUAUGGGUGCAGCACAAUCACAACAACAAAUACAGUAUACCGGCGGAGCAUAUCCGACACAAACUACAGUAAUCCAUUCGACAACAAAACCUGUUGCUGAUGCUGAUAUUUAUAGGUAAGUCAUACAAGUUUGAAAAUUAUUCAAAAGUGUGUUACUUUUUUUUCUGGGGUCUCUGAUAUUCCAACCUUCUAGAAUCGCUAGAACUUUUCAUAAUUUUCGGAAUUAUAUUUAAUUUGAAACAUCAAUUCUCGUACUUCUCCUUUAAUUAAUCCAAUUUUUGAAGAGUUGGUAUUUAUGGUUGGCGGAAAAGAUUUUUGUACAUAUUCAUUUUGAUUUUGACAAUUGGAAUAGUUUUGAAUUUGGCAUUGACAUUUUGGAUUAUGUCAGUUUUGGAUUUUUCGACUGAUGGAAUUGGAGCAUUGAAAAUUAAAGAUGAUGGAAUUCGAGUUGAGGGAAGAGCACAAUUUGAUAGACCUGUUCAUUUUUCAAAACUCAGCACGUUGAAUGUAAGUUUUUUGAAAUAAAAUGGAGAUUACCGUGGUUCUAACAAAGUCUCAAAAAUAUUAAAAAAAAAAAGAAAUUUCUAAAUAAUUGCUAUUGGUCGAAUUCUUUAAAUAUCUGACAAGAGUAUCCAUGUUUUAUAAGAUCAAAAAAUUCCCUUAAAUUUUUCGAUUUUCAAAGUUUCUGAAUGUCAUAAUUUUUUUUUUAAUUGGACUCAAAUUUAAUAUUGAAAUCUGAACAAAAUGAAAACUUACGCUUUUUUGAGCUCAAAAAAUUCAAAUUUUCAACCUAAAUUACAAUGAUUAAAAACUGAUCCAAAAAAUUGGAACCUUUGGAAAAUAAUUUUGAAAUUUUCGAAUUAAUAAGCUAUUGAAAAAAAAGAUAAACAAUAUUCAAAAAAAAUAUCAAAAAAAAUCAAUUUUCAGGAUGAAACUCUAACAAUCGAUUCAUUCCGUGGUGUCAAUCUUCAAUCACGUGGCGAAAAAGGCGAAAUCGCUUCAAAAUUUUCUUUAUCACCAAGUGGAUCCGCUCAAGUAACCUGCGAUAAAUUCGAAGUUUUUGAUGAUACUCAAAAAUUAUUAUUCUUUGCUGAUUCAAAUGAAAUUGGUUUGAAACUUGAGAAUCUUCGAAUUCUUGAUGAAGGUGGAAGUGUUUUCGAAGGCGCGAUUCAAACAUCAAUUGUUCGACCACAAAGAGAUGCCGCAUUGAGUUUAGAAUCACCAACAAGAAGUGUUUCAAUUGAUGCAGCUCAAGAUAUUAAAAUUAGUACUGGAUCUGGAGAAGUUUCGGUCAAUUCAUUGUUAGAUGUUUCGUUAUCAGCAAAGCAGGUGAGAUUUGGAUAAUUGUUUCAAAAAAUCAGGAGUUUCUCAUUGAAUUUUCAUAUUUUAAGGGUGAAAUCCGACUUGAUUCUCAAAACAUCUACAUGGAAAAAUUGCAUAGAUCCGAAGGUCGAGGAACUCCUCAAACACAAGUUUGUGUUUGUCAAAAUGGUCGACUGUUUUUGGCUGCUCCAAAUGCUGAUUGUCGAGCUGAUCGAGAUAUUUGCUAUAAAUAA
Molecule: messenger RNA, 1674 nt
Organism: Caenorhabditis angaria
Lineage: Eukaryota; Metazoa; Nematoda; Chromadorea; Rhabditida; Rhabditidae
Source: the annotation of a GenBank genome assembly